Urocitellus parryii (Arctic ground squirrel) is the source of this 3140-nucleotide messenger RNA. RefSeq names its product inter-alpha-trypsin inhibitor heavy chain 2 (gene Itih2). Lineage: Eukaryota; Metazoa; Chordata; Mammalia; Rodentia; Sciuridae. Gene Ontology annotation, molecular function: serine-type endopeptidase inhibitor activity. Gene Ontology annotation, biological process: hyaluronan metabolic process. The record is from RefSeq and is a predicted model, not a curated record.
CAGGAACUGUGAGCCUCUGUUGUUCCUUUGAACUUGAUUCAGGACGAAGGAGURGAAUUCUCUCCAGGCCAUCUGCUCUGGAGAGCUUGGCAAAGCAGUCCGGCAAAAUGAAAGGACUCACGUGCUUUCUCAUCUGGUUAUUUCUUUUGGAAACACAAGCCUUUGAGAUCCCCAUAAAUGGACUUCCUGAAUUUGCAGAAUAUGGUGAUCUGGUGGAACUGGCCCCAGGAAAAUUUCAAUUUGUGCCAGAGAACCGGAGGUAUCAGAGAAGCCUUUCUGGAGAAUCCGGAGAAGUGAUGGAGAAUGUUGAUCAAGUAACUCUUUAUAGCUAUAAAGUCCAGUCCACCAUUACUUCUCGUAUGGCCAAUACCAUCAUCCAGAGCAAGCUGGUGAACAACUCCCCGCAGCCUCAGAAUGUCGUGUUUGAUGUUCAGAUUCCCAAAGGGGCCUUUAUCUCCAACUUUACCAUGACUGUAGAUGGCACGACGUUCACCAGUUCCAUUAAGGAGAAAACUGUGGGCCGAGCUCUCUACUCACAGGCGAGAGCAAAAGGCAAGACGGCUGGACUGGUGAGGAGCAGAGCUGUUGAUAUGGAGAACUUCAAAACGGAAGUAAACGUCCUCCCUGGAGUCAAGGUGCAGUUUGAACUUCAUUACCAAGAAGUGAAUUGGAGGAAGCUGGGAUCCUAUGAGCACAGACUUUAUCUGCAGCCUGGACGACUGGCCAAACACCUGGAGGUGGACGUGUGGAUUAUUGAGCCUCAGGGACUUAAAUUUGUUCAUGUUCCUGAUACAUUUGAAGGCCACUUCGUUGGUGUUCCAGUCUUAUCUAAAGGACCCCAGAAGGCACAUGUUUCCUUCAAGCCCACAGUAGCACAGCAAAGAAAAUGCUCCAACUGUUCUGARACUGCCGUGGAUGGAGAGCUGGUGGUGAUGUAUGAUGUGAACCGAGAAGAGAAGGCUGGCGAGCUUGAGGUGUUUAAUGGAUAUUUUGUCCACUUCUUUGCUCCUGAGAACCUGGACCCAAUUCCCAAAAACAUCCUUUUUGUUAUUGACGUUAGCGGCUCAAUGUGGGGGAUUAAGAUGAAACAAACUGUGGAAGCAAUGAAGACCAUACUGGAUGACCUAAGAGCUGAAGACCAAUUCUCUGUGGUCGAUUUCAAUCACAAUGUUCGAACCUGGAGAAAUGAUUUAGUUUCAGCUACUAAAGCACAGGUUGCAGAUGCCAAGAAAUACAUUGAGAAAAUCCAGCCCAAUGGAGGCACAAACAUCAAUGAAGCACUCCUGCGGGCGAUCUUUAUUUUGAAUGAAGCCAAUAAUUUGGGAUUGUUGGAUCCCAACUCGGUCUCUCUGAUCAUUCUGGUUUCUGAUGGAGACCCAACAGUAGGUGAGAUAAAACUGUCAAAAAUCCAGAAAAACGUGAAGCAGAACAUUCAAGACAAUGUCUCCUUGUUCAGUUUGGGGAUAGGAUUUGAUGUUGACUAUGAUUUUUUGAAAAGACUAUCCAAUGAAAAUCGUGGGAUUGCUCAAAGGAUUUAUGGAAACCAGGACACAUCCUCCCAGCUCAAGAAAUUCUACAAUCAGGUCUCAACUCCAUUGCUCCGGAAUGUCCAGUUCAACUAUCCUCACCCGUCAGUAACAGACGUCACUCAGAACAGUUUCCACAACUAUUUUGGAGGUUCAGAGAUUGUUGUGGCAGGAAAAUUUGACCCUGAUAAGUUGGAGCAAGUACAGAGCAUUAUCACCGCGACUUCGGCUAACACAGAGUUGGUCUUGGAAACCCUGGCCCAGAUGGAUGACCUGGAGGAUUUCCUAUCAAAAGACAAGCAUGCAGAUCCUGAUUUCACCAAGAAAUUGUGGGCCUAUCUAACAAUCAAUCAACUGCUAGUGGAGCGAAGCCUGGCUCCUACAGCUGCAGCCAAAAGGAAGAUUACAAAAACAAUCCUGCAGAUGUCUCUAGAACAUCAUAUUGUGACCCCACUGACUGCGAUGGUGAUUGAGAAUGAAGCUGGGGACGAGCGCAUGCUGGCCGACUCCCCUCCACAUGAUCACUCUUGCUGUUCAGGUGCCUUGUAUUAUGGCAGCAAAGUUGCUCCAGGUUCCAUCCCAUCUUGGGCCAAGCCUUCUCCAACACCAGUGAUGGCCAUGCCUGUGAUAGGGGGACAGCUGCUUGAGUCCACGCCCCCUCCACAUGUGAUAAGAGUUGAAAAUGACCCCCAUUUCAUCAUUUAUCUGCCAAAAAGCCAAAAGAAUAUUUGCUUUAAUAUUGACUCAGAACCUGGAAAAAUCCUCAAUCUGGUUUCUGAUCCAGAAUCAGGGAUUUUAGUGAAUGGUCAGCUUAUUGGUGCAAAGAAGCCUCAGAAUGGAAAGCUAAGAACCUAUUUUGGAAAACUGGGAUUUUACUUCCAAAAUGAAGACCUGAAAAUAGAAAUCAGCACUGAGACCAUCACCCUGAGUCGUGGUUCUCAUACAUCCAUCUUGUCCUGGUCUGACACAGCUCACAUCAUUAAUCAGAGGGUGCUUGUCUCUGUGAAGAAAGAAAAAACUGUGACUGUGACCCUGGAUAAGGAGAUAUCCUUUUCUGUUCUACUGCAUCGUGUUUGGAAGAAGCAUCCAAUCAACGUAGACUUUCUGGGGAUCUACAUUCCCCCCACAAACAAGUUUUCCCCUAAUGUGCAUGGACUUUUAGGCCAGUUCAUGCACGAGCCAAAGAUACACAUCUUCAAUGAGAGACCAGGAAAGGACCCUGAGAAGCCAGAGGCAAGCAUGCAAGUGAAAGGACAGAAGCUGACUGUCACCAGAGGAUUCCAGAAAGACUACAGAACAGAUAUAGUGUUUGGAACAGAUGUUCCCUGUUGGUUUGUGCACAACAGUGGCAAAGGUUUCAUCGAUGGACAUUACAAGGACUACUUUGUGCCUCAUCUCUAUAGCAUUCUUAAAUGGCCUUAAAGGUUUAUAGUUUUGAAAAUUCUACAUAUAAAUAUACAUUUUUUCCCUGCCACUUUUGCAGUCAUUCCUCAGUUGAAUAGUUAAAAAACCGCAGGUGCCAUGGAGGUUUAUAAAGCCUGUUCAACACAUCUGAAUAAAAUAAAUAUUUUGCAAUGAAGCCUUAUGAUGCUGUUGCAUUUUUCAGAUGCUAAG